This is a messenger RNA of Lepus europaeus (European hare), 5143 nucleotides long. It is a transcript of the gene UBE3C, whose product is annotated as ubiquitin protein ligase E3C. The coding region runs from base 346 to 3597 and encodes 1083 amino acids. Lineage: Eukaryota; Metazoa; Chordata; Mammalia; Lagomorpha; Leporidae. The transcript has 23 exons. Gene Ontology annotation, biological process: protein polyubiquitination; ubiquitin-dependent protein catabolic process. Gene Ontology annotation, molecular function: ubiquitin protein ligase activity; protein binding. The record is from RefSeq and is a predicted model, not a curated record.
CGCCAUCUUCCUCCCGAGGCGGCUGCUCCCGGUGCAAAAGCGGGGUCAGCGGCCCAGCCGGGCAGCCCACGCCUCGGCCGGAGCGGCGGGAGGCGUGGAUGAGGGGGGAGGUGAGGAAGGGCCGUGCCUCCGGUGUCGCCUCCCCCCGCCGUCCGCGGGCAGGGCUGGGCGGGCCGAGGUUCGAGGCUGCGCUCGGGGUCGCCUCCCGGUCGCCGCUGCGUCCUCCGGUGCCCAGGCUGGCAGGGCGGGCGCCCGCGAUCCGCCCCGAGACCUCCCCGCGGCCUCCGCGCUGCCCGGGCUGCAAGUAGGGUCGCGGGCUCCUCCCAGAUGGGAUAGGCGGCAAAGAUGUUCAGUUUCGAAGGGGAUUUCAAAACGAGGCCCAAGGUGUCCCUCGGCGGCGCGAGUCGGAAGGAAGAAAAGGCUUCUCUUUUACAUCGUACUCAGGAAGAAAGAAGAAAGAGAGAGGAAGAAAGGCGAAGAUUGAAAAAUGCAAUAAUCAUCCAAUCAUUUAUUCGAGGCUAUAGAGACAGAAAACAGCAAUAUUCCAUCCAAAGAAGUGCAUUUGAUCGCUGUGCUAACUUGUCACAGUCUGGUGGCACAUUUCCCAUUGCUAAUGGUCCCAACCUUACCCUUUUGGUGAGGCAGCUUCUGUUUUUUUACAAACAAAAUGAGGACUCAAAACGUUUGAUAUGGCUGUAUCAGAACUUAAUUAAACACAGCUCUCUGUUUGUUAAGCAGUUGGAUGGAUCUGAGAGACUUACAUGUUUAUUUCAAAUAAAAAGGUUGAUGAGCCUCUGUUGCAGGUUACUACAAAACUGUAAUGAUGACAGUUUGAAUGUUGCACUUCCAAUGAGAAUGCUUGAAGUGUUUUCAUCUGAGAAUACUUACUUGCCUAUUUUACAAGAUGCUAGCUAUGUAGUGUCAGUAAUUGAACAAAUAUUGCACUACAUGAUUCAAAAUGGAUAUUAUAGAUCUCUCUAUUUGUUGAUUAACAGUAAGCUUCCAUCAAGUAUUGAAUAUUCUGAUUUAUCUCGAGUUCCUAUAGCAAAAACUUUGCUGGAGAAUGUUCUAAAACCAUUGCACUUUACUUACAGCUCCUGUCCAGAAGGUGCCAGGCAGCAGGUGUUUUCAGCCUUCACAGAGGAGUUUCUGGCAGCACCUUUUACAGAUCAGGUUUUUCAUUUUGUCAUUCCGGCGUUAGCAGAUGUCCAGACCACUUUCCCUUAUGAGCCUUUUCUGGAUGCACUGUUGUUACUAGAGAGGAGGUAUUCAAGACAGAGUGGUGGAGCACCGUGGCUUUUUUACUUUGUUUUAACUGUUGGUGAAAGUUAUUUGGGGGCGCUCUCUGAGGAAGGCCUGCUGGUGUAUUUGCGCGUGCUCCAAACCUUCCUUUCUCAGUUGCCAGUCUCGCCCGCCAGCGCGAGCUGCCACGACUCCGCCAGUGACUCUGAAGACGAGAGUGAAGAAGCGGACAAGCCCAAAAGCCCGGAGGAUGGUCGACUGUCGGUCCCGUACAUAACAGAGGAAUGUCUGAAGAAGUUGGAUACGAAACAGCAGACCAACACCCUGUUAAACUUAGUGUGGAGGGAUUCAGCUAGUGAGGAAGUCUUCACCAGGAUGGCGUCCAUCUGCCACACGCUGAUGGUGCAGCAUCGCAUGAUGGUGCCGAAAGUCAGGCUUCUCUACAGUUUAGCCUUUAAUGCCAGGUUUCUGAGACAUCUUUGGUUUCUAAUAUCUUCCAUGACAACAAGGAUGAUCACAGGGUCUAUGGUACCAUUGCUUCAGGUGAUAUCAAGGGGUUCUCCCAUGUCUUUUGAAGAUUCUAGUCGAAUCAUCCCACUCUUUUACCUUUUUAGCUCCUUGUUUAGUCAUUCACUAAUUUCCAUACAUGAUAAUGAAUUCUUCGGUGAUCCCAUAGAAGUUGUAGGUCAAAGACAAUCAUCCAUGAUGCCUUUCACUUUAGAAGAGCUAAUUAUGUUGUCUCGCUGCCUUCGGGAUGCGUGCUUAGGGAUCAUCAAGCUGGCGUAUCCAGAAACAAAACCUGAAGUGCGGGAGGAGUAUAUCGCAGCAUUUCAAAGUAUUGGAGUUACUACCAGUUCUGAAAUGCAACAGUGUAUACAGAUGGAGCAAAAACGAUGGAUUCAGUUAUUUAAGGUGAUCACCAAUCUAGUGAAAAUGUUGAAGUCCAGAGACACAAGAAGAAAUUUUUGUCCUCCAAACCACUGGCUGUCAGAGCAAGAAGAUAUUAAAGCAGAUAAGGUCACCCAGCUCUAUGUGCCAGCAUCCAGGCACGUGUGGAGGUUCCGGCGAAUGGGGAGGAUAGGCCCGCUGCAGUCCACCCUAGAGGUGGGUUUGGAGUCCCCACCACUGUCUGUGUCUGAGGAAAGACAGCUCGCCAUCCUGACGGAGCUGCCAUUUGUGGUUCCAUUUGAGGAGCGCGUGAAGAUCUUUCAAAGGUUGAUUUAUGCAGAUAAGCAAGAAGUUCAAGGAGAUGGCCCAUUUCUGGAUGGAAUUAAUGUCACAAUAAGAAGAAAUUAUAUUUAUGAAGAUGCUUAUGACAAGCUUUCCCCAGAAAAUGAGCCUGAUUUGAAAAAGCGGAUCCGUGUGCAUUUGCUCAAUGCCCAUGGCCUGGAUGAAGCUGGCAUUGAUGGUGGUGGUAUUUUCAGAGAGUUUUUAAAUGAACUACUGAAAUCAGGAUUUAACCCUAACCAGGGGUUCUUUAAGACUACUAAUGAGGGCCUUCUGUACCCCAACCCGGCUGCCCAGAUGCUUGUGGGAGAUUCGUUUGCCAGACAUUACUACUUCCUAGGCCGAAUGCUUGGAAAGGCUCUCUAUGAAAACAUGCUGGUAGAGCUGCCCUUUGCUGGCUUCUUCCUCUCCAAGCUGCUUGGAACAAGUGCCGAUGUGGAUAUCCAUCACCUGGCCUCCCUGGACCCGGAGGUGUACAAGAAUCUGCUGUUUCUCAAGAGCUAUGAGGGUGACGUGGAGGAGCUGGGGCUGAACUUCACCGUGGUGAAUAACGACCUGGGAGAGGCGCAGGUGGUGGAACUGAAGUUUGGUGGGAAGGACAUCCCCGUCACCAGUGCCAACCGCAUCGCCUACAUCCACCUCGUGGCUGACUACCGGCUGAACAAGCAGAUCCGGCCCCACUGCCUGGCCUUCCGGCAGGGCCUGGCCAACGUUGUCAGCCUGGAGUGGCUCCGCAUGUUUGAUCAGCAGGAAAUUCAGGUGUUAAUAUCUGGCGCACAAGUUCCUAUAAGUCUAGAGGACCUGAAAUCCUUCACAAAUUAUUCAGGAGGCUAUUCUGCAGAUCAUCCUGUCAUUAAGCUCUUUUGGAGAGUUGUAGAAGGCUUCACUGAUGAAGAAAAGCGCAAGUUGCUCAAGUUUGUAACAAGCUGCUCGCGACCCCCGCUCUUGGGAUUUAAGGAGCUGUACCCCGCCUUCUGCAUUCACAACGGAGGCUCUGACCUGGAGCGGCUGCCCACGGCCAGCACCUGCAUGAACCUGCUGAAGCUGCCUGAGUUCUAUGAUGAGACACUUCUGCGGAGUAAGCUCCUCUAUGCCAUUGAAUGUGCUGCCGGCUUCGAGCUGAGCUGAGCUGCAGCCGAUCCGACCUCCGCGGAGAAGCCACGCCUCCCCGGACCCGGACCCGGGAGGCCGCUCCGGCUGGCGGCCCAGGCUCUCCACGCUUCUUCCUCCCUCCCGGCAUUCUCCCCUCCCUCCAUUUUCCAAAUGAUUUUUAUGUCAGUGUGGUCACUUACUUAGGUGGACGUUGCUUUUCAAAUACAACUAACAAAUAUUAUGUGCCAUGUGGCUAAUUUAGCAGUUUUGCCAAGAAGAGCACAGUGUGUAGAGUAGUGGCAACUCAGUGGAAUUAACCAAAGAUGAAGCUGUGGCUUUGCUGAUCCGGUGAGAGCCCGUCCUGAACCGCAGCCCACUGCUUGCGGGGUCGGCCCGGGCUCUGCACUCUGCAGGGAGACAGGGUCUGAGAGGCCGCAGCCUCACUUCCAGGGGCCACUGCUUCUCACGUGGUUGUUUACAAGCCUACUUGGUAACAUUGAAGGCAUUUUUUUCCCUGCUGCCUUUUCCCACAGUGGUUAGGAUUGGAAAAUUGAUGACAGUGAUAAUCUCUCCUGUGCUUUUUAAGCCAUCUCCCCCACCCGGGACUAGCAUGCUUGUCUUCAUCAUGAUGGUGUGGCUGUUGCCGUGUGUGGACGUGAGCGGGGGGCUCCAUUCGUUGCUCUAUCUCUGCCUCUGCUUUGUGCCUGGAGAGCUUUCGAGGGUCUGCAGCUGCCGCGGUGUACGUGUUACCUACAAUAAAGGACGACCUGGGGGAGGAGACACUGUAGCAUCUAUUAAAGCCGUUUGAACCAAAGUCGCGGGCUGCGUGUUUGUCCCUGACGCCUGCCGUGGCCAGGUCUUUCUGUGACCCACACGCCCUGCCCCUCCCUGGGUGGCACCAGCCAGGCUUCCUGGUUAUCUGGGGGUGAGUCUCCCUCGUGGUGCUGCUUUGACGCGAGGACGGGACAGCCCCGACACACAUCCAGGGAGGAGGAGCGGCCGUUCUAAUCAGGCACUUUAUCGGGACCUGCCUUGUUGCUGGGUGACUUGAGUCUGCAGACAGAAGGCGAUUCCGAGUGCCCGUGGUGGAAGCAGAGUGACCCUUUGCUGACGCGGAAUCCGCGCUCAUGUCGUCUGUGUCUGGUGUUCCACUGUCACCGGAGGCUCCGCGGGCUGUCGUAGUUAAUCAACCAGAAUUAGCAAUAUACUUUUAAAUGUGGGGAAAGGAUUGACACUUUUAAGACAAUGACCAUUAUCAAAACAAAAUGUAUAAUUUCUUAAUUUGAAUAAUAAAUUAAGUGUUUAAAUGCUAUUUGUAGUCUUGAUAUACAGAAAUAAAAGAAUUAGGGUUUGUCCUUGGUUUUAUUUUAUUUGAGGUCAUUUAUGUUGAAUGUUCUAUUUCUUCUUAUUAGUUAAUUUGUAUAUUUUUAUUAUCAGUAUUUUGGAAAUGGACUAUCUGAGACUAAAGAGAAAUUGGCAAUUAUACUUAUUUGUGGAUUUUCCUCAGCUAGUCUGAGCUUAUUUAUUUAUUUGUAUGUUCUAAUGGCUAAAUAUUGGCAUUAAAUCUUUUUUCCCAAGCUUG